GUUAACUUCGCAACAACCCACAAUGUUGAAAACCUCUAUCUAGAACUUGAUAGUACAGAGAUGCCCUAUUAUGAUCAUUAUAAGUUGUCUCAAAGUUUAUGCACUCACUCGUCGUUAAAGACAUUGGCUCUAAGAUUUUGUAAGUUUGAACCAAAACCUUGUAUUCGUUGGACUUCGCUCAGAGUAUUAUGUAUUACUUAUGCUAGGUUGACCCGUGAUAUGAUACGUAAGAUUUUGUUGGGUAGUCCUGCUCUUACAGAUUUGAGAUUGUAUAACUUUGAGUUUCAAGGUAAGGUAGGUAAGAAUGUGGUCACUAUUAAUUCUACAAGCCUGCAAAAAUAAGAGCUAGAUGGAGGUAAAGAUCUAUGCAGUGAAGACUUUUCUGUUGUAGUAAUUUUGGCUCCUAAUCUUCGGUCGCUAAGUAUAUCCGGGUUAAUGUAUAGAAGGAGGUUUCGGUUGAGGAAUGUAUCAUCUUUGGUUGAAGCUAAACUCAGUUUCGAGAGGACAAUGACUGAUCAUGAAAGAGAAUCUUGUUACUCAAAGAAUCGGAGUGUGUUAACGAAACUUCUUGUAUCGCUUCUUCAUGUUCCCAAAAUCACCAUAUCAACCUGGUGUCUUCAGGUCUUGAGUCUCUUGACAAUAUUGGAAGUGAAAGCUUUGCCAUCUCCAUUGGCAGAGCGCAAAUGUUUGGUCUUAGACACAGAGCUUAACAAAUGGGACCUUCCAGGGAUCACUAACCUGCUUCAAAGUUCACCUGAUUUGGAGAAACUGGUUGUAAACUUGGUACCCUCCUGCAACUCUAAGUUGGAGUUUAAGCCAGAAUUUAUCAACGAUUAUAACUUCGAUCACGAGGAGUUUUGGAAUUCGAAAAGGACAUUUGAGUGUUUGUCUCUGCAUCUUAAGACGGUUGAGAUUGUUGGGUUUGAAGCAAAGUGUUUUGGGUUGCCAUUUGUACUUGGGUUUGUACAGUUUCUGCUUAAGCAUGCAAGGGUGCUAGAGAAGAUGGUUAUAUAUGAAAAAAGAGAGGCUACUAAUCAAACCCCGACUCUUGUGGAGGCACGUGAAUUUCUGCAGGUCACUCAACUAAUUUUAUCAUACCAAAAAUCCUCUCCAAAUGCCGUGGUUAUGUUCUCUUGAGGAUCUGUCAGAAUUCUCAUAAACAACAAUUUCAUAGAUUACUAUCACAUUAGUUCAUAUAUAGAGAUUUUCCUUCUUGAACAUAACUUUAUGAUCUAGCUUUUUCAAUAGUCUGUCCUCAAAAUGUAGUAGUGUCAUCUUCUUAAUAUUAAGCUUGUUCUAUUACACCAUCGAAUUUGUGGAUGUAUG
Molecule: messenger RNA, 1326 nt
Organism: Quercus lobata
Lineage: Eukaryota; Viridiplantae; Streptophyta; Magnoliopsida; Fagales; Fagaceae
Product: probable F-box protein At1g60180
Exons: 3
Coding region: 436-1137 (233 amino acids)
Source: RefSeq, a predicted model, not a curated record